Mesocricetus auratus (golden hamster) is the source of this 615-nucleotide messenger RNA. Its product is annotated as fibroblast growth factor 8-like. Lineage: Eukaryota; Metazoa; Chordata; Mammalia; Rodentia; Cricetidae. The coding region runs from base 1 to 615 and encodes 204 amino acids. The transcript is spliced from 2 exons. Gene Ontology annotation, cellular component: cytoplasm. Gene Ontology annotation, molecular function: growth factor activity; type 2 fibroblast growth factor receptor binding; type 1 fibroblast growth factor receptor binding. Gene Ontology annotation, biological process: positive regulation of cell population proliferation; embryonic heart tube development; heart morphogenesis. The record is from RefSeq and is a predicted model, not a curated record.
AUGGACACCACAAUUGUAAGGCGAAAAUAUCCCACGAGCCAUGGGGGACACCACUUUGUACUGAGCUGCCUCCUGUUGUAUUUGCUGGUUCUCUGCCUCCGAGCCCAGUCCUUGCCUAAUUUUGCACAGCAUGUGAGGGAGCAGAGCCUGGUGACAGAUCAGCUCAGUCACCACCUCAUCCUGACCUACCAGCAUGCGCAGGUCCUGGCCAACAAGGACAUCAACACCGUGGCCGAGGACGGAGACCCCUUCACAAAGCUCAUUAUGGAGACAGAUACAUGUGGGAGCAGAGUACGAGUCCGCGGAGCUGAGAUGGGUCUCUGUGUCGGCACAAUUACGUGGGGGAAGCUAAUAGCCAAGAGCAAUGGCAAAGGAAAGAACUGCGUGUUCAUGGCGAGGGUACUGGAGAGCAGCUACCUGGCGCUGCAAAAUGUCAGGCUGGUACAUGGCCUUUCCCGGCGAGGGCCAGCUCCACAAGGGCUCCAGGGCAACCAGCACCAGCACAAGGUGCACUUCAUGGAGCGGCUGCUUCAGGGCCACAGUACAACGGAGCAGAGUCUACACUUUGAGUUCCUAGACUACCUGCGCCUUUCUGCUGGGCCUAAUGACCGCUAG